UUGGAAGAAGAAAACUGACUUCUGUCAAUCAUGAAAUAUGAAUAAUUUUGCUAUGCUUUUAGUAGGUUAUUGUUUACAAUCACGGUUUAUAUAAAUUCUGUCUUGAAAUGUUAAGAAGGAAGAUAUCACGUAUUAUUAUACCAUACAGAACACUCACGCGAUAUGGCGGCGUUGGCAAAUUCACUGUGCAGCGGAUUGCGAAGACACCAUGCUGUCUGGACAUAAAAUGCGACACCAAGUUAGUUCCAUCGCGAUGGGUGUACCGACACAUACACACAACACUUCGUCUUCAUGGCAUUGAGGUCGUUAAGGCUCCUAACUUUCCCGACUCUGUGAGCAGUGGAGACGUCAAAUUAAUAAAAGCCGAAGGUGACCCGGUCGCCAUGGAUGAAGUGGUGCUUGAGAUCGAGACUGACAAAACAGCGCUGCCGGUCAUGUCCCCGGGUCACGGGACCGUCGCCAAGUUCCUGGUCAAGAAUGGGGAGUCCGUCAAAUCGCAACAGCCUUUAUUCGAGGUGAACGUGACUGGCGUGGCGCCUGCAGCACCAGCCAAAGCAGCCGCACCGGCGCCUGCGGCGGCACCGGCAGCAGCAGCGCCAGCCGCUGCGCCGGCUCCCGCCGCUGCCAAGCCCGUCGUCGCCGCAGCCAAGCCCGCUGCUGUGGCUAUCGCCAAGGGGCCGGCCAAAGCAGCUGGACCCACUUUAGCAGCUCAGAAAAUCGGUGAUCCCACAAAGACAAUCUCUGGGUCACGCACUGAGCAUCCUGUGCCGAUGAACAAGAUGAGGAAACGAAUCGCGGAGAGGCUCAAAGAGGCUCAGAAUACCACUGCAAUGUUGACCACCUUCAACGAGUGUGACAUGAGCAAACUGAUGUCAUUUCGGAAAGCGAAUCUGGAUGCCUUCACGAAGAAAUACGGAGUGAAGUUAUCAUUCAUGUCGCCGUUCCUAAAAGCAUCUGCGAACGCGCUCAUGGAUCAACCAGUCAUAAACGGAGUCAUUAUUGGGGAAGAUAUUGUAUAUAGAGAUUACGUAGACAUUUCGGUGGCAGUGGCGACGCCCCGAGGUUUGGUGGUGCCAGUCCUUAGGAACGUGGAGUCCAUGGACUACCCGAGAAUCGAACUGGCUCUGAACGCGCUCGCAGAGAAAGCGAGAUCUGGCAAGUUGACGCCGGCGGACAUGCAAGGCGGGACAUUCACGAUAAGCAACGGCGGCGUGUUCGGCUCACUGCUGUCCAUGCCCAUCAUCAACCUCCCGCAGUCCGCCAUUUUGGGCAUGCACGCGAUAUUCCAACGGCCGGUCGUCAUUGGAGGCAAGAUUGAAAUAAGACCAAUGAUGUAUUUGGCGCUGUCAUACGACCACAGACUAAUUGAUGGCCGCGAAGCAGUAUUCUUCCUAAGGAAGGUGAAAGCAGGAGUAGAAGACCCUACAUCCAUCCUAGCGGGGAUAUAACCUCGCUACGUUACAGCCAAGGAUAACGUCUAGUUAUAUUAUUAUAUAGCUGUGCCACGCGACUUUGUUACCGUGGCAAAUUUGCUGGAUAACCUAGAGACUUCGUCAUGAAUGUUAUUAGGUUGUUAUCACGGACGAUUUUUCAAAGCGGACCAGCAACCAGCACGUUCAGACCAAUAUACCUGUACCGCUUGAUUGCACCAUUACAAAAAAAUAUAAACAGAUAGAGAAAUAUAAACAGCACAGUCAACAGAACAUCAAGUUACCCUACAUGAACCUCUAUCAUGGCGCGUUUGCAAUGAAUUUGGGUAGGUUGAUGUGCUAUGUUGACUGUACCUACUGAUGAAACUCCCAUAAAAAAGAAAAUGUUUGUUAAUGAAAUAGAAAAAUUUUGCAUUUUUAAAAUCGUAAAACUAAAUUGAAAGUGUAACUACAUAAGUACCAAAGUGGUUUUUAUUAAGUUCUUUAGAUAAUUUCAUCUGUCACAUUUAAUCUGCCCGAAUUUUUGUGGGUUAAAUAGCAUUUUAUUUAUGUAUAAACAUCUUAUUAUAUUUACGAACUUUUGGUUUUCAUGUUCUAUUUAAGUACUUACCUACCUAAGUUCUUUUUUAGUUAAUUGAUUAUAAACUAAAAAUGAACCUACUUUAAUAUCCGCGAACUAAAUUAUAUUAAGCUACCCAUCGAUGUACCUACAUGAAAUGUUAUAAUAACGUAAUGCGUAGUGUUUGAAUUUUAUUUUUCAUUCUAAGUUUAUGCAACUUAAAACCCGUAUAAAAAAACUAAACUUUUUUUGUCGUUGUAUAAAGAAGGCACGAAGUAAUGACGUCAUAACUUCGUGUAAGGAACAGGAGAUACCGGAUCAAUAUAAAAAUAUACUACCAACAUUAGCACUCAUUGCUACCUAUCCCUGAAAUAAUACAAAUUAUAAUUAUUCUUACAUAUCUUUAACAUUUGAUAGUGCCUAUCACAUGCCCUAAUGCAGUAUUUGUUGUACAUUUGUGUAAAAUACAUGUUUAUUAAUUAUAUAUUUAUAUAAA
Messenger RNA from Plodia interpunctella (Indianmeal moth), 2485 nucleotides. RefSeq names its product dihydrolipoyllysine-residue succinyltransferase component of 2-oxoglutarate dehydrogenase complex, mitochondrial-like. Gene Ontology annotation, biological process: tricarboxylic acid cycle. The record is from RefSeq and is a predicted model, not a curated record. Lineage: Eukaryota; Metazoa; Arthropoda; Insecta; Lepidoptera; Pyralidae. The transcript is spliced from 10 exons. Gene Ontology annotation, molecular function: dihydrolipoyllysine-residue succinyltransferase activity. The coding region runs from base 108 to 1448 and encodes 446 amino acids. Gene Ontology annotation, cellular component: oxoglutarate dehydrogenase complex; mitochondrion.